AUGUCUACCGCAGAAACAGCACCAACCCAGUUCAUCCAGGGGCCCGGCAAUGUUACAUUUGCGUACCGCAGGUUUGGCAACGCCAGCGGCGUUCCAAUCGUCCAUCAUAUUCACUUUCGAGGUAAUAUGGAUUUCUGGGAUCCACUGCUCGUGAAUACCAUUGCAGAGAGGCGUGAGGUCAUCCUCUUUGAUAACGCAGGCGUUGGCAGAAGCAGCGGCGAGGUUCCCACCACAUUCGCUGGCUGGGCUCGGGACCUGAUCGGCUUCAUCCGCGCGCUUGAGCUCAAGCAGGUGGACUUGUUCGGCUUUUCGAUGGGAGGUUUGGCUGUUCUCGAGGCUGCUCUAGCCGCUCCUGAGCUUGUCCGGAAGCUCAUAAUCGCCGGCUCAAGAGCGUCCGUGCCAGAGAAAGGCCCGAUCGAUGGCAUCGUAUGGCCACAAGAAGAGCCACCGAUGAAGUACUUCACAAGCUUGGUCUCCGCGACUUCCCUUGACGAAGGUCGAGAAGCGCUCAGGUUCUCAACCUUCCCAGCAACGGACAUUGCCUCAGCUGCAUUCGAUCGCUAUUGGCAACGAAUUUCGUCUCGCACAGCUGAGCCACCCAAUCUCGAGCUGCUACCAAUGGAACCGAAUGGCAACAACCAGAUCGCUUCGGUGUUAGGCGCAAACCAGCCCCAACAUAAUUCCUCCUUUGACAGGCUUGGGGAGCUCAAUAUGCCAGUACUGGUAAUCAACGGUGAUGAGGACACGCUCGUUCCUACGAGCCGCAGCUGGGAGCUAUUGCAGAGGAUCGAGAACGCACAGCUCAUUAUUUACCCACGCAGCGGACAUGGGUUUCUGUGGCAUUACGCGAAGAGGGUCGCCGAAGACACGAACCGAUUCCUGGAUGGUAGUGACUUCGAGUAA
This is a messenger RNA of Cyphellophora europaea CBS 101466, 903 nucleotides long. RefSeq lists its product as uncharacterized. The coding region runs from base 1 to 903 and encodes 300 amino acids. Lineage: Eukaryota; Fungi; Ascomycota; Eurotiomycetes; Chaetothyriales; Cyphellophoraceae. The record is from RefSeq and is a predicted model, not a curated record. The transcript has 3 exons.